UUACCAGAACCCUGAUGCCAUCAAAUACAAUGAAAUAGUUUUCUUUUUUAUCCUUUUUUUCGAGAAUCCCUGAGAAUAUGACAAAUAUGCUUUGUGGAAGGACCUAAGAAAAAUGCUGAUGGGUGCUGCACAGGCUCUCCAGGACGUGCUUGUGUCCAGUUUCCAAAUGAGAGUUUGGGGAAACCUCGUGUGAAGAUCCCAUUGUGGGUGUAACAGCUGGCAAGAUGAUCUGAGUCUGCAGCACAUCUGCUCCUGUGAAGAUCUCCAGGCUGCGACAGGAAAGCUGCGUGAGAGGAAGCUGGAGCAGCACGGUUUCACAAUGAGCAUGCCGCUCCCCACCGCAGGAAGAACCAGCCCUGCUUGCUGGAGCCAGCCCAGCACGAUAGCUUACAGCAGAGCCUGGCACCACGGGCUGCUGAGGCAAGCUGGCUCCUAUGAGGACGACUAUGACUGGACACACUGUGAAGCCAGUGCUUUGAGCAAAGUCCCUGUCACAGUGCUCAUCUGCCUCUGUGGGCUGGUGGGCAACGGGGCCAUCCUCUGGCUGCUCAGAACCCGCGUCCGCAGGAACUUCAUCACCAUCUACAUCUUCAACCUGGCCAUGGCCGACUUCACCUUCCUGUUCUCCAUCGUCAUUGCCCUCAUAAUAUUUUAUGGCCCACAGAGCUUUUGUCACAGUCUGGGCUCACAGGACGUGAUGACAGUGUUGAACAUGGCCAUCACCUUUGCUUUCAUCUCCGGUGUCUACCUCAUGGCAGCCCUGGGUGCCAGGACCGGCCUGUCUGCCCUCCCACAGCCCCUCUGCCCUUGCCAGAGCUCCUGGUGCUUCCCAGCAUUCCUGUGUGCCCUGCUCUGGGCCCUUGCCCUCUUGCUCACUGUGACCCUCUAUUUCUCCCCACUGAUGCUAAUUGCCUUUGUCUUCAGCUACCUCUUGUCGGUGCUUAUCCUAAUUCUUUCUGGUUUAGCCCUCUUUGCUAAGCUCUUCUGCUGCUCAUGGCAAUAUCCGCCGAGGAAGCUCUGCAUUGCAGUCUUGCUUGCUGUCAUCUCCUUCCCCUUCUUCACUGCUGACUUCGCUUACUGGCUGUUGCUAAGGCUGUUUGAUUUUUCGGCUCUUGCUUUUGGCACCUCUCUCCUAUUCGCAUGUAUGAACAGCAGUAUUAAACCUGUCCUUUACUUUCUUGCUGGGUGCUGUAUGAAGAAGUUCACAGUCUCCGUGAGGGUUGCUUGCCAGAGAGCUUUUGAAGAGGUAAGGGAGCCAGAAAACGUAGGUGAAGCUUCCCAAGAAAGCACAGUGGAAAUGGAUGUUUAAUCCAUUUGAACCUUUUGCUUGGAAUCUUUUGGUUUGAAUCUGGCCUAUCCAGCAGGGCUGAGCUGUCUCUGUUUCAAAAGGAGCUUGCGCUACUCUGUGGGCUACUAAAGCAGAGCCACAGAGGCUCUCAGUUCCUCAUGGUGCUUUGCCUUGGGGCUUCUGCUGAAGGGUUGAGUGCUGCUGGGUAUGAGGGUCUGGGCAAAACUCUUCUGCUUGCAUCUCCAUCGUGUGUGCAAAGACUGUGUGGAGACCUCCCAUUCAGCUCUUGAACAGACAAGUGAGGCAAAAGAACCUCUACACCAGCAGCAUGAAGGCUCCUUUGGGAUGUUUCCAGCUCUUUGGACAAAGCUUUUGUGGACAUGCUGAAAAGAGAAACAUGUCUUAAAAUCCUUGGAGCUGCUUUCCUGCAAAGACACUCUCCUCGCAGCUAAGAGUGUGAAAAGAAUGUAACAUACUUACAUUACCUACUCCACACUACUGAAUUACAUUAAAUUACUUAUGGGACAUACUUGCACAGCAUUUGCUGUUUGUAAAAUGUCAUUGGUUUGCUGGGGUGCGUUGCACAUGCCUGGGGAAGCCUGGUCCAUCAGAGUAGAUCCUGUGUCUUCUCCAGGCAGAGGCUCAGGAGCAAAGUAAAGCUUUCUUUAUGCAGCCACCAGCUGUGAAGCUCUCUGCAUGUGAGUAAGACCUGUAGACCCCAAGCUAUGCAGAUAUGAGUGUUUGAGGACGCGGCUUGUCUCAUCCAAAGACAGGCCAAGUGAAACAGGUGCCCCUCUGCAGCAGAGCCCUCUUCCCAUC
This is a messenger RNA of Centrocercus urophasianus (Greater sage-grouse), 2107 nucleotides long. RefSeq names its product mas-related G-protein coupled receptor member B4-like. Gene Ontology annotation, cellular component: membrane. Bases 320 to 1309 code for a protein of 329 amino acids. The record is from RefSeq and is a predicted model, not a curated record. Lineage: Eukaryota; Metazoa; Chordata; Aves; Galliformes; Phasianidae. Gene Ontology annotation, molecular function: G protein-coupled receptor activity. The transcript has 2 exons. Gene Ontology annotation, biological process: G protein-coupled receptor signaling pathway.